Molecule: messenger RNA, 2706 nt
Organism: Momordica charantia (bitter melon)
Lineage: Eukaryota; Viridiplantae; Streptophyta; Magnoliopsida; Cucurbitales; Cucurbitaceae
Product: Zinc-finger domain of monoamine-oxidase A repressor R1 protein
Biological process (GO): regulation of DNA-templated transcription
Cellular component (GO): nucleus
Source: RefSeq, a predicted model, not a curated record
CUUGACUCACGCAGUUCAAGUUUGGGGGGAAAUUGAAUUCUCCCCGAGAAAAAUAGGAUUCGGGAAAACCCAAAAGAUUUCGCGGUUCCCUGAAAGUUUCAAUUUCGUUUGGGGUACGGAAAUGGUCCAUUUCCAGACCUUCAAAAGUGGCGGGAAAUCGUUAGUUUUCGCUCUCGAUUUUUUUCCCGCCGGAGAAGAAGAAGCUCGAAAACAAAUACCACUUCGCAAUCGGGAAAUGCGAGCUCUUCUUCGUCUCUAGCAUCUUGGAAACCCCCAUCUCUUCAAGAAAAACAAUUUCCACAAAAUCCCAUUUUCCGCUGCCGGUUCUUGAAGCUGGGCUUCGAAGAUUUUGCCCAGAACUGAACUACAGCGAGAAAAUGGGAAGCAAGAAGAGGGCUGCUGCCGAUGACAACGAGCACAGAGCGAAACGGACCAAAUCUCCUGGAGUUCGAGUCAUUGGGGGCCGGAUCUAUGAUUCUGAGAACGGCAAAACUUGUCACCAGUGCCGGCAAAAAACCAUGGAUUUUGCCGCAUCUUGCAUGAACAAGAAAGGCGAGAAGCUGUGUACCAUAAAAUUUUGUCACAAGUGCCUUUUAAACAGAUACGGAGAGAAAGCAGAAGAGGUGAUGCUCAUGGAAGACUGGCAUUGUCCCAAGUGCAGAGACCUUUGCAAUUGCAGCGUUUGCAUGAAGAAAAAAGGUCUUAAACCCACUGGUUUGCUAGUACACACAGCCAAAGCAACUGGGUUUUCUUCUGUCUCAGAAAUGCUUCAAGUGAAUGGUUCUGACUGUCUGGAUCGUGAUAAGAACAUGAUAAGCAAAGUUGCUUCACCAAAAAAGCAGGCUUCUGAAAACAAGGAGUGUGUCAUGAUUUCACCAAGGAAACAAGGGAAGGAAAAUUAUUUAAAUGGAAAUAAUGAGUCGAACUUGAAUUUGCAGAAUCAAACUCCAAAAUCUGAUAAAAAGAAGUUGAAGGAAAUGAAGCAUGAAGAACUAAGAGAAAUAUGCAAUGGAAAUAAGGUUGAUGUUAAAUGCUCGACGAAGAGCAGUCCAACAAAAUCCAGCUUAGAGGAAAGUUCUAAGGAACAAACUGAAGCAAAUGGGAGGAAUGGCUCUCUUCCCUCAAAGAAAAAGGGCUCUAAAAAGAAGACCUCUAAGGAUGCGGCCUCUGAUGUUAGCAGACCCAAAGAUGCCAGAGAAAAAAACAGUCCGUGUCAUGAGGAUGCAAAAGCACCAGAUGCUAUGAAAGAGGAAGACAGGAGGUACUCAAAGGAUGUUUCUAACCAUCUGAUUACAGCAGAAGGCACAAAAGAAGAAACAACUUUGGAUAUUCACAAAGAUGCGAACAAUAAUAAAACCAGGGUCAAAGACAAGCCACUAACAAUGUCCCAGGAAAAUAUGAAAUGCACUGUGAAUGGGAACAAGGAAUUUGUUGCCUGUGUCUCUUUGCCUCUGGGUUCAAGGUUAACGACUGUAGCAGAGCUUGAACUGACUACAGAAGAUGUUGGUCAUGCCUUGCAGUUUUUAGAAUUCUGUGCAGCUUUUGGAAAGGCUCUUAAUUUAAGGAAAGGGCAUGCUGAGUCUGUACUCAAAGACCUUAUGCGGGAUAGAACUCAGAGAAGACGGGGCCGAGUGUAUGAUUCACUAACUGUUCGAUUUCAUAUUCAACUCCUGUCUCUGAUAUUGAAGGAUAUGGAUGAAGAGUCUGCUAUCUCUAGUCCCACAAAUGAUGGAAGCUCAUGGUUGCUGGCUUUGAAGAAAUGCAUUUCUGCAUCCACAUUUAAGUUGGAUGAUCUCAAACCAGAUUACUUUGAUAGAGGUGACAGUUGCUAUGAUGACUUGGACUUCUCAAGAAAGCUCCGGCUAUUGACUUACCUAUGUGAUGAGGCUCUCAAUACUACAAAAUUGAGAAAUUGGAUUGAUGAACAAAACGCUAACUUUGUUGAGGAACAAAAGGAAGCAAAAGAAAAACUUGCUGCACUGAAGGAUAAGGAGAAACAAGCUAAGCACAAAUUGCGAGAUGAGUUGGCCAAAGCUCUUAUUGCAAAGAAUGGUAUUCCCCUUACAAUUGCAGAGCAUGACGCUAUUGUUUCACAAAUGAAAAGAGACGUAGCUGGAGCUCAAUCUGAAAGACUUGUUGAAUUGGAAGUGGCAUCAAAGAGAAAACAAAGAUCAGAUGCUACUAGGACAGUUCCCAUAAUUUUGGAUGCUAAUGGUCGUGUAUUUUGGAAUUUAAGAGGCUUUGCUGGUGAAGGGAAUAUAUUGUUACAAGAUAUGGAAAGCUGGGAAACAGUCAAUCCAAGCGAAAAGUGGUCUAUGUAUAAAGGCGAGCAGAAACAAGAAAUAGAAAGAUACAUUUCUUCUUUAAGGAUGAAGAGGCUUAGACUAGUGCAAGCAGCUCAAACUCUUCCAGAUGGAAGCAGUGUGGCAGCUUCAAUCUGUUGACAUUUCCCAUCUCUGACCCAAAAAAAAUUAUUUGGCACAGAGGGUAACCUUACAGCUACUCUCAGCUGUUUUUUUGUACACACAAAUCAUCUGAAAACCAUGAUUUGGUAGUAAGUUUGAAGAUAUUUGAAGAGGGAAUCCAUUGUAGGAUACAACUGGUACUUAAUUUGUAUUGGAUUUAUCUCCUGCGUCGAUGCCAUAUGUGUCGAUGGAAAUUUGAUGCUUUGGUUAUGACACGUAAUUUCACAAAAUGUUUUAGAAA